Messenger RNA from Aspergillus japonicus CBS 114.51, 775 nucleotides. Its product is annotated as DUF3237 domain-containing protein. The record is from RefSeq and is a predicted model, not a curated record. The coding region runs from base 139 to 747 and encodes 202 amino acids. The transcript is spliced from 2 exons. NCBI's taxonomy places the organism in Eukaryota, Fungi, Ascomycota, Eurotiomycetes, Eurotiales, Aspergillaceae.
ACAACACCAGUCGCGUCCAGCUUCUAUUCUCAGUUCCAACGCGAAAAGCAGAUAAAUCAUGGCUGUGCCGCGGUUCUCUUGUACUCGGUUCAAUUGGAUUGAACGGUGAACAAGAGCAAUUGAGUGAUCAUUCCUAUCAUGAACUCGACCCCCGACAACUCCUCUCCCGGCAACGCCUUCUACCCGGAGACCCCGCCCAUGCGCCGCCCGGACCUGACAUACCUCUACCGUCUCGAAUGCGACAUCGACAAAGACGAGAUCAACCUCGGCGCCCCGCACGGGGCGGGCGUCAUCCGGAGUAUCGCGAACAUCGUCGGCGGCACCUUCAAGGGGCCGGGGGGGCUUUCAGGGACCGUCCUACCCUCGGGCGGAGCGGACUGGUCCACCAUGAUUGAAGGGACGCAUUCCAUCACCCUCGAUGCGCGCUACACGGCCAAGACCGAUGACGGCCACUACCUGUACAUCCAGGCCCAUGGCCUCUACCGUCCGGGGCCGGGGACGGCGUAUGCGCGGCAGGUGGCGGAGGAUCCGCGGUCCCGUCCGCCGUCGACGGUCUCCCAGGAUGAUGUGGAGUUCUUCUCGCAUCUGAGAAUCGAGGCAGGUCCCGGGAGGUAUAAUUGGUUGAAUGGGCUGGUCUGUGUUGGGGUGAUGACCUGUGUCGAGGAUCGGAUUGUCAUUGAUGCGUACUAUUUGACGAAUUUUGGGGGCGUGAAGCCGGAUGAUGUGGUGAUGAAGCCUGCUGAAUGAGACCUCGGAGUGAGCAGCAUGGUUAAGC